Molecule: messenger RNA, 552 nt
Organism: Camponotus floridanus (Florida carpenter ant)
Lineage: Eukaryota; Metazoa; Arthropoda; Insecta; Hymenoptera; Formicidae
Exons: 1
Coding region: 1-552 (183 amino acids)
Source: RefSeq, a predicted model, not a curated record
AUGGUCUACGGACAGUCGCUACGCCUCCCGGGCGAGUUCUUAGGAUCUCUCCACCGCGAAAACGCAGCGGACAACGUGUCAGAUUUCAUCAAGGAGCUACGCCAACAUCUGAGGGAAUUGAGACCGACGAAGGUAUCUCGCCACGGUACGGGGAAGACAUUCAUUUUCAAGGACCUUGCUACCUCGGAGGAAGUCUUUGUACGCCAUGAUGGUCUCAAACAGCCUCUGCAACAGCCGUAUGACGGCCCGUACAAAGUCAUCAAAAGGGCAGAAAAGACGUUCGUGGUUCGUAUGAACGGCCGGGACGUUACGGUUUCCAUCGACCGCCUUAAACCAGCGUACAUCAUGGCCAAUGAUCCAGUCGUCUCUCAGGAUGGCAACAACGAGGAGGACGUUCCAGGCCCUUCCGAAAAGGGCACAGUAAUUACAGACCUACCCGAUACACAGAAACACACACAUCUAAAAUCAACACUAGAAAACUCGACCAAACACGUAACCAAGUCAGGUAGACGUGUCCGCUUUCCGGACCGGCUACAAGGAGGAUUUUCGUAA